AUGGCAUUUUCUGGAAGCAGGAGUGAGUGCCAUGCAUGGACUAGAAAAAGUAAAACUCGAGCAUCAGUUCCUUCUCCAGAGCAGCAAAAUGCUCCCACAUCUGUCCAGGAGAAUGAAGCUGGCAGAUCUUUAAGGCCACGGAAAAAUAAAAGAAAUGUAUUUCGGCUAGUAGAUGAAUUUGAUGACGAGGUCCCUGGUGACUGGAAAUUUCCAGCUGAAUGCCCUAACAGUUCUGUUGUAGGUGAGGAAAACAUUGCUGGCAAAGAAUUUCAAGUGGAAAAUGAAUCCCAGACAAAAAAGGCGAAGAGGAAUUCCGUGAAGCCCACUGGUGAUAAAGAAAAACCAGCUGGAAAGCCGAAGACGGCUAAGGAAACAUCAGAUCAGGCGGCAAAACCAAAACCUAAAAAGUUCUCUCACUCUACCCUUAAGCGAAGACGAGUGGACAAGGUUUUGUUAGAAACUCCUGAGGAUGAGAUUGACUUUCAAAAGGUGCUUUUUAGGGAUUUAAUUUUGCUUGCGGAGCACAAGGAGCAGCUGAAGAAAAAAGAGGCAACAACCGGAGUACCCUCUACAAAUCAGAGAUAA
Molecule: messenger RNA, 585 nt
Organism: Fraxinus pennsylvanica
Lineage: Eukaryota; Viridiplantae; Streptophyta; Magnoliopsida; Lamiales; Oleaceae
Source: the annotation of a GenBank genome assembly